Molecule: messenger RNA, 2283 nt
Organism: Miscanthus lutarioriparius
Lineage: Eukaryota; Viridiplantae; Streptophyta; Magnoliopsida; Poales; Poaceae
Source: the annotation of a GenBank genome assembly
AUGGACUGCCGCGCCGCUGGCCUCGUCGCCGCGCUGUCGUGCGAGGCCGCCAGGGACGCCACGACCUUCGACAUGCCAGCCUCCGGUGACGUGCUCUCCGCCAAGGACGAGGCCAACGUCGCCGCCAACAUCAAGGUGCUCGUCUUCGGCUCCAUGGUUGUCGGUGCUGCCGGGGGCGCCCUCGCCGCCGCCGCCACGUUCGCCAAGGUCCCUGUGAGCGGCGUCGACGGCGUGACGAGAUCAACGAGGAGGAGGAGUCCGCCAUGGCCGCGCCCGUCAACGCUGGCUAUAGCUGCGACGAUUUCGGCUGCAACGGCGGAGUCCAGGACUGGUACGAGUCGCCCGGGUAUCCUUCACGUGGCUGGGCUAAGAUGGGCCGGCUGUAGGCUUCCAAGACUAGUUUGGUUCUGGCGUUUUGUGGGCUCACGGUUGGAUCUGAAACGGACGGUUCAGAUGCAUGACUGUAGAGACAAGUCGAUUUGCCCGACUGCAGAGGGUCUCAUUCCACCUCGUCGCCGGCAGCACCAGCGCCCAGCGGCGGGCAUCAACAGCAGGGGAAAACGGACAGCUAUGGAAGACUUUCUGCACCUGCAUGUGGGCACCAUAUGCCCUAGUUGUUCCAAUUCAAUGAAUGUUGCAAUGAGACAUGUCAAAGCCGAUGGGUUGGUGGCUGGGACUGCCACGUACACUGUCAAGGACGAUCUCUCAAUAACUCCGGCAUCUAGCGUGUCUAGCAUUGCCUUGCUCGCACAGAGUGGUGUGAAGGAUCUGAGCACGCUGCAAGAAAGGAUCGUGAAGAUUGGCAAGGAAGAGGUUGCAUACUUAUUUAUUAUUCUCCUUUGGACAGAGGACAAAUCAGCUAUAACCCCUUUCAUGCUCAAGAACUACUGCCAGUGGGGUCUUCCAUGCUUUGAUGACCAUUUCACAUGGCAUGUCCCUAUGAAUAAAUCCUCCUUCUCUAGAAAGAAAAACAUAAUCCAACUCCUCGUCUAUUAUACCAAUUCAGGAGAGAUCACAAGAAUCACUAACUGCCAUGGCAUCCAAGACCAGCUUCAAGAGCUUUCUUCUGCGAGUUUCUGCAGCUCUUGUCAUCCUAGGAAACCUCACCUGCAGUUGCUUGAAUUCAGCUACCCAACCUUCGACACAGCCAACCAGGCUGAUUUCAGCUUCAGCCCAGGCUCAGGAAUUGCAAAUGGAUCCCUGCAGAUCACGCCAAGCACCGGAAACAUCAGCGGCCGAUCAGGAAGGGUCUGCUACUUAAGGGAGACUCUCAACCUUUGGAACAGCAAUAUGACAGCGCCUGCGUCGUUCUUCACCGAGUUCGUGCUCAACAUCCAGCCACAGAACGGGACUGUUGGAGAAGGUAUGGCUUUCAUACUCACAAAUAACCCGGCACUUCCCAGCGACAGCAGCGGGCAGUGGCUCGGCAUCACCAACAACCAGACGGAUGGCGCAACCAAGAACCGGGUUGUCGCGGUAGAGUUUGACACGAGGAAGAGCUUCAAGGACGACCCCGAUGGAAACCAUGUCGGGAUCGACAUCAACAGCAUCAACUCAACUUACUGGUACCCAAAUAGAGUACGCACUGCUGCAAUGUUGAGAAUACAAGCAGUCCAGAAAGGUCACACCUUCGAGUAUUUUUGGCCCCUUGAUCUGUCACGGCAUCUCUUGUUGGAGAACCUCACUCUCAGUUUUGCAGCUUCAACCGGCGAUUUCGCUGUACUGAAUCAGAUAAAGUCAUGGAAUUUUAGUACGCCUGGCGCUGACUCCAACAGUAAAUUGGGGCAUAGGAGGAAGCUGACUUUGGUUCUUGCCUUACUGGCCCUAUUUCUGAUUGCUCUGUCAUCGUCUCUGGUGUUCUUCGUAUGGCGAAGGAUGACAGGACUGCGAAGGCCAUCCUACCGCAACCUGGAGAAGAUGAUCGACGCACAUGGUCCGGUCAGAUUCAAGCUCAGGGAGCUGAGGAGUGCAACUGCCAACUUCAGUCCUGCUCUGCUGGACAAUGGCGCCGAGCUUGACCCAGCGCAGGUGGAGCGCGCGGUGAGGCUGGCAUUGGCGUGCUGCCAUCCGAACCCGAGAGAGAGGCCGUCCAUGAGGACGGCGGUGCAGGUGCUGAUCGGCGGAGCUAAGGCGCCUGAGCCGCCGAUCCACAAGCCCGCGUUUGUUUGGCCUCCUCGCGGUGAUGAGGCUCCGGAGAUCGAGCUGCUGGAUGUCGGUCUGCUUUUCACGGGAGGGCAGACAACCUAUUGUUCGUUGAGCUGUUCAUCAUUCACUGGAAGGUGA